Amblyraja radiata (thorny skate) is the source of this 2086-nucleotide messenger RNA. Its product is annotated as T-complex protein 1 subunit zeta-like. The record is from RefSeq and is a predicted model, not a curated record. Bases 204 to 1778 code for a protein of 524 amino acids. The transcript has 2 exons. Gene Ontology annotation, molecular function: ATP hydrolysis activity; ATP-dependent protein folding chaperone; ATP binding. NCBI's taxonomy places the organism in Eukaryota, Metazoa, Chordata, Chondrichthyes, Rajiformes, Rajidae. Gene Ontology annotation, biological process: protein folding.
CAGAUCCCAGCCUCCAUGUGCGCUGUUGCCAGCGACAAUGCUCGAUAUCCUAUCCUGCUUGUGAGGGUGUGAGUGAGUCAUUAUUGAGACUACUUCCUUGUGUUGCACAGUUUGAGCUGCUGCUGUGGCAGGGUUGCAGCAACUCCUGGCCUUGGCCACAGGAUAAAGUGACCGGUCAGUGCCACCGUGCUGAAGCCACGGCAAUGUGGCGGAGACGAGCGGCAGAAGAGGCUCUCGCCAUCAACGUCACGGCGGCCAGGGCUUUGCAGGAGCUGCUGAAGAGCAGCCUGGGACCGCGGGGCACGGUGAAGAUGCUGGUGUCCGAGGCCGGUGAGGUGAGGAUGACCAAGAGUGGAGGGGUCCUCCUGCGGGAGAUGCGGUUGCAACAUCCCAUCGCCUCCCUCGUUGCCCAGGCGGCGGUGACUAUGGGCGACACCGCGGGUGACGGCGUCAUCUCCGUGGUGCUGCUGGUGGGUGAGAUGCUGAGGCGGGCUGAGAUCCUCGUCUCGGAGGGUGUCCACCCCAGGCUCAUCGUGGAGGGGCUGGAGGCGGCCAAGGAGGAAGCCAUCAGUUGCCUGGACGAGUUGUGGGAGGACCAGGAGGACUCCAUCAUGUGGAAGGUGGCACGGACCUCUCUUGGCACCAAGCUCUGCCCAAUGCUGGCCGAGGGUCUGACCCAGCUGGUGGUGGAGGCCGUGAUGGCCAUCUCUCACAGGAGGGAGCCCGUGGACCUGAGGCUGGUGGGACUGGUGGAGAUGAGUCAGGGGAUGGAGUUGGACACAACGCUGGUCAAGGGGCUGGUGCUGGAGCACGGUGCCCGUCACCCUGGCAUGAGGAGGCGGGUGGAGGACGCCUUCAUCCUCGGCCUCAACAUGGCGUUGGAGCUCGAGAGGCCGAGGGACAACGCCAGCUGCUUCCACAAGGGCGUGGAGGAUCGGGAGAGCUUCACGAAGGUGGAGAGACGCACUGCCCAAGAGAGGGUGGACAAGAUCCUUGCGCUGAAGAGGGAGGUGUGUGGCCCCUCGGGCAAGGGCUUUGUGGUGGUCAACCAGAAGGGUAUUGACCCAUUGGCACUGGAGGCACUCGCCAGGGAAGGUGUGGUGGCUCUGAGGAGAACCAAGAGGAGCGACAUGGAGAGGUUGCCCCUGGCCUGCGGUGGACAGACAGUGAGCUCUGUGGUGGAGCUGACCACGGAGAUCCUGGGCCAGGCCGGCCUGGUGCACCAGCAGACCAUGGGGGAGAGCACGUACACCUUCAUCGAAGGAUGCCACAACCCCCGCUCGGUGACGGUGGUGAUCAGAGGCCCCAACCAGCACGUCACCGGCCAGCUCCGGGAAGCCGUGCGGUGCGGCAUGUUGGCGGUGAAGAACACCUUCGAGGACGGGUGUGCCAUGCCCGGGGCGGGGGCGGUGGAGAUACGCAUUGGUAACUGGCUGGCCAACCACGCCCAGCCCAAGGUGAAGGGCGCGGCCAGGCUGGGCUUCCGUGCUUUCGCCGAUGCCAUCCUCGUCAUUCCAAAGACACUGGCACAGAACGCGGGCUACCACCCCCAGGAGACGGUGGGCAAGGCUCUGGAGGCGGAGGAGAGGACCACCCUCCCGGUGGGCAUCGAUCUGUCCACCGGCGGGCUGGUGGAAGGUUGGGAAACCCCCGUCUGGGAUAACGCCACGGUCAAACACCAACUGAUACACACCAGCACCGCCAUAGUCCGCAACAUUCUGUUGGUGGACAACAUUGUCACAACAGGAACGACAAAGUCUCCAAAGAGUCAUAUAUAGGAGCAACACAAGGCGCUGGAGUAACUCAGCGGCUCAGGCAGCAUCUCUGGAGAACAUGGAUAGGUAAUGUUUCAGGAUGGAAACCUUCAGCCCAACACCAUCCAAGCUGAUCUCAUUUGCCUGCGUUUGGCAAUAUCUCUCUAAGCCAUGUUUGCUAUCCAUGUACCUGUCCAAAUGUUUCAUUAACUGUAAUUGCACCCGCCCUAUGUUCCAUAUAUGCACCGAGUAAAAGGGUUCUCUAUUAAAUCAGGUUUAUUUUCAUUCUUUCCCCUCUCACCUGCAACAUACGCCAUGUAGUUGCACACUCG